AUGAGCGACAAGAAAGAAGCCAACAAGACCAACAUCGUCUUGGGUCUGUCGGGUGUGGCAGGCACCAAUCAGCGCUUCUACCACUCAAACGAAAAGAGCAUCUACGCUCUGCCGGCGGACAAAAACGAGUUCGAUCGGCUAGAGAAGCAACACCGAAUGAUUCUCCAUCUUUUCAACGGGCCCAUCUCUGCUACUGUUGUACGAAAACAGCUGGGAGUUGGAGAGAAACUAAAGAUCCUCGACGUUGGGUGCGGACCAGGAAGCUGGGCCAAACAGGUUGCCAAGGAAUUCCCCAAUGCUCAGGUUUUCGCUACCGACUUUGUCGAGUCUUUCAAAGACGAAGAUGGUGUCCCCGUGCAAUUUGCCCAGGGGAACGUGUUGGAACAGUUGCCAUACUCGGACUCAACCUUCGACUUCGUCCACAUGCGCUUCUUUACUGGCGCCUUGAAAAAAGACGAGUGGGCGGUGGCCGCUGCCGAACUUUACCGCGUUGUGAAACAAGGCGGGUGGGUACAGUUAGUGGAACCCGAUGGAGAGCUGCGCUCAUUGAUUGCCACGUCGGAGCUUCUGGCCGACUGGAACGAGCGUGGCAUGCGGGGUGCGCUUGCAAAAAGAGGUGGCGACCCGCUCGCCGGUAACCAUCUGGACGACUUACUUCGGCAGUCCGGCUUCACCAGCGUCGAGAAGCAUAUUCGCUCCGCCCCAAUGUACCGACGCGAGGGGAACGAAGAGCUGGGCGAGCUCAUGCAGCAUGACUACGUUGCUCUGAUCAAAACGCUCGCGCCCGUACUUUGUGUUUCUUGGGACAUCACCCCCGAUGAAAUGGUCCAGUGGGGACAGAGAGUCGUGGACGAAUGCACUCGGCUUGAAGCAUUCCAUAAUUUUGUCACUGCAACUGCCCAGAAACCCUAA
This is a messenger RNA of Sporisorium graminicola, 912 nucleotides long. RefSeq lists its product as uncharacterized. The record is from RefSeq and is a predicted model, not a curated record. The transcript has 2 exons. The coding region runs from base 1 to 912 and encodes 303 amino acids. NCBI's taxonomy places the organism in Eukaryota, Fungi, Basidiomycota, Ustilaginomycetes, Ustilaginales, Ustilaginaceae. Gene Ontology annotation, molecular function: methyltransferase activity.